Oryza brachyantha (malo sina) is the source of this 3496-nucleotide messenger RNA. RefSeq names its product arginyl-tRNA--protein transferase 2-like. The record is from RefSeq and is a predicted model, not a curated record. Gene Ontology annotation, biological process: protein arginylation. Gene Ontology annotation, cellular component: cytoplasm. Gene Ontology annotation, molecular function: arginyl-tRNA--protein transferase activity. The coding region runs from base 1398 to 3200 and encodes 600 amino acids. The transcript has 6 exons. Lineage: Eukaryota; Viridiplantae; Streptophyta; Magnoliopsida; Poales; Poaceae.
ACACGAGCAUCUCACACGGUCUAUGGGCUAACAGCCUGAAAGCUGAUGACUAUCAAGGUUUUGUAUUGGUGGUUAUGUUCACUAAUGAUGGGAAUCUGAAGGUGAUUAUGAGCAGGGUUUCACUUGUCAUUUUGGCUGCUGAAACUGCAGACCAGCGGUAGGGUGACUAUCGCUGAUAAUCACAGAGAAAACGGACAAAUUUGAAUUGAACCAUCGCUGUUUGGGUGGUCAAACUGCCAAUAUUGUGUGAUUAUCAUUGGAUAUUAUGCGGCGAUCGAUAAUCGUGAUAUUCUUGACGAUAAUUGUGGCUGUUUCGCAAUAUCAUUAAUCGCGGUUUUGGUGUGUAAACCGCUCGAUAUGUAGUGACUAUUACAAUAUAUCACCACGAAUUUUUUUUGGAUUUAUUCUCCUUUUAUUUUCAAAAUUUUGAAUUCUCACGAUAUUUCCCAAACAGAAUCGCGGCAAACCGAUAUCGCACCCUGGUGGCUUGACCGAUAGUCACAAUUAUUGUAACGAUAAUAGUGAUAAGUGAAUUCCUGAUUAUGAGUCACUUGUUCUUAUACAGCCUCCCGAAGGUGGCUAAAGAGCUAUGCAUCUGGGCGGGGAAAGGGUCUGUUUAUGGUAUUUGAAUGGAUAUUUGGAUAACACUAUCUGCUUUUCUUGAACAAGCUAAAGGAAAUUCAUGAUAACUUCAUAGAAAAACUACACUGGAUUAUUUUGGGUGCCUUUUAGUUGAUAUUUGAUGAGCUUUGAGUGUGCAUGCGCUUGAUGAGGCACUCCUAUUUCAUCAGGAUGUCUAGGAUGUAAACAUUUAAUAACACUAAGUUCCAUUAUUUCUUAUCUUUGUUCAUCCAAAUUUUAUUUUCUGCCUGUAAUUGUGGCAGAGCAUGUGAUUCAAAGCCACCAUAGCAGAUCCAAGAACUAUUUGAUGCAUAGCCAAUUUUUUUAGCAUGAAAUGUGCAUGGCAUGAGGCAGGAUGAAUACAUGUGCUGUGAUGAGCAUGCUGAUAGUUGUGCUUGCCAUUCUAUACGCUAUCCAGCAAUUUAACAGCCUGCUGCACAAUAUUCACCUAGUAAAAGGCGAUGCCAUUAUUUUAUAUUUCUGUUGCACCUAUGGAAUAGACAAUAAUGUGGUAACUAUGAUAUCAACAGCAACUGAUGGUAACUUAAAAUCAGAUUAUUAAAUAAAGAUGAUUUCUUAAAGUUCUUUGAAACAAUUUGCAACAGAAAAAAAUGUAUACCAUGAAACAAGUGCAUUCAGAACAAGGACAAAUGUAUUGAAGUUGUGAAUUUAACUAGAGAUUUCAAAGAAAGUAGAGAAAAGGUGAGGCGGAAUAAGCUGACUUAUUGGUGUACUAAAUUCUUAUCCUUGUGAUAUUGAAUAUUCAUAUUUUUUAAAUGAGAAGAAUCGCUAAUGCUGGCAUGCUUUAUCAUGAUUGGAAAUUUUGGCGACUGUUUACAGCUCUGCUAGACCGUGGGUGGAGGAGAUCUGGUUGUUUUCUUUACAAACCUGAGAUGGAACGGACAUGCUGUCCCCAAUAUACAAUACGCUUGAAGGCAAGUGAUUUCAUUUGUUCAAAGGAGCAAGGUCGUGUAAUCAAAAAGAUGCAAAGGUUCCUUGAUGGAGAGCUGGAUCCACAGAUUGGAAGUCCAGAGAACAAAAUUAGCCCUACAAAACGUUCACUUGCUGAACCUAUUAAUUCGCCAACCUCAAAAAUAUCCAAGACAUCAACAAAUGAAUUUCAAGUAGCCAAAUGUCCAAGUUUAUUUGAGGAUGAGUUCAUUUGUUGCCUGUCAGGCAAAAUUAAUGAGGCAGUGGAUGUGUGCUUCCAAGGUGGUACAUUAGGUUCUGAUGUUCAACUCCCUAAAGCUGUUGUAAAGACUGUUAGACCACAAAUAAAAAAGAAUAUAGGAGUAUCACAAGAAAAGGAAGUAGGAGAACCAGUACAAGAUUUAUUGUACACAUGUAACAUAAGCUUCCAAAUAGUGGCAGCAAUCAGGCGCGCAUUGCCUAAGGAGAAGGACACUUAUCAUAGUGAAGUAUUAGCAGAUAUGUCUCCAAACUCUAUUGCAGAAAAGCUGGCCAUGACAAUGGAGCAGCAUGGAUCUAUAGCUGGUUUAUCAGUAAAAGCCUGCAAUGGCCAUCUGAACUUCUAUUCAGUCACCAAUCAGACAGUGCAGAACAAAACCAAUACCGUUGUGUCUGCGCAUGCUACAGAUAUGUCUAGUAGCUCAAAAGAAAGCUCUGUGAACAAGAAAAAUGUAAGACUUCCCCAAAAAAGAAGAAAGCUUGAAAUUAAAAUGAGAAGGUCACAUUUUGAUCCUGAGGAAUUUGCUUUGUAUCAAAGAUAUCAGACAAAAGUGCAUAAUGAGAAGACAGUUUUAGAAAGUUCAUACAAGAGAUUUCUAGUGGAUACACCAAUCGUUUUUGUUCCCCCACGGAGUAGUGAUAAUUCAGUUCCACCAUGUGGGUUUGGUUCAUUUCACCAGCAGUAUAGAAUAGAUGGAAAACUAGUGGCAGUUGGUGUGGUUGAUAUCCUUCCUAAGUGCUUGUCAAGCAAGUAUUUGUUCUGGGAUCCUGACUUUGCUUUCCUAUCUCUUGGAAAGUAUACAGCUCUGAAGGAGAUAGAUUGGGUCAAGACAACACAGGAAUGCUGCCCCAACCUUCAAUAUUACUAUCUUGGUUAUUAUAUACAUUCCUGCAAUAAGAUGAGAUACAAAGCUGCGUAUCGACCAUCAGAACUUCUCUGUCCAGUUCGUUACAAGUGGGUGUGCUAUGACAUUGCGAAACGAUUACUAGAUAGGAGCCUGUAUUCUUCCCUAUCUGAUUUUGCCCAAAUACAAGAUGAGAUGCUUCAGUCACAGAUUUCUGGUCCUGACAAUGAAUUAUCAAAAAAUGACCACUGUGAGUCUCCCAUUAAUGAGGAUGAUGAUUUGUCCUAUGAUGAUUCGGGCAUGAUGGUUGAUGAAGAGAUGGUUCAAUCAGAAUCCAACACUGAUAUAAUGGAGGAUUGUUCCAGCACAAGUGAGAUUGAAAAUAUCAUGUUGGAUCUGAAUGGUUCUCGAGUUAAAUAUAAGGAUCUUCAGGGAGUCAUUGGGCAAAUCGAAAGGAAACACCUCGAUCAGCUAGAAAGGCAAUUGAGCAGAUAUGCGAAGGUUGUAGGAAAGGAGCUAUCUGAUCGCAUGGUUUAUUCUCUGUAGCUGACCUUCAAUUCUCCCAGGGAGCAAUGCAACUAUUUAGAGUCAAUAACAUGUUUAUGCUCAUCAACUUGCUGUCGAAAUCUGGUGGGCUCAGUUUGGGGGUUGGCAUGACACAUUUUUCUGGCCGAUUCGUUGUCUGUCACUGAAGUCCGUAUUCCGUAAUUUGUUGGCCGAAGAGUAUAGCACAAGUCGUUUUGGUUUCCACACACGAUUCGACAUUUAAGAAUGUCACACCUUGCUCCUGAAAAACUUGGGCAUUGAAACGAGAAGAAUAUGUGAUUGACACAGUUGUCUUA